GGAAAGCAGAGGUGAGCCAACUCGGGGGCGGGGUGAGACACAGGACCUUUCUGGGGAAAUCAGCCGCAGGAGCCUGGUCCCCUGAAACCCGCGCCUGUCCCAGAGCACAGCCCGGGCGCGCAGUCGCACAGGUGUGUGUGUUCAGGUGCACUGCCAGGCACGGGAGCCAGUGACAGUUCCUGACAAAGAGUGACAGGAGACGGAGCCUCCGAGGUGCAGUGCGGAGCCCCUCCCCAAAGCAUUCACUCUCGGGGAACCCCCCUUCCAGCACCGUCCUUUCUGAAGCAGCCCUGCUGGUGUAUUUAAGAACCUAAAGUAAAAGCCAGUAUCUCGACACAAAUAGAAGAUCCCACUUAACAAUAAUCCCAGGGGAAAAGGUGUUCAUUCUGACUAGACACCUGAGGCCUCGCUGUUAAGGGAGACGAGCAAGGUCACCGGCGCCGGGGACCUGCCGGACCCAGCUGAGCUUCUCGACUGAGAGUGAUCACACGGACACGCAGAAGGUGCCACAAUGCAGGUGAAGAAGUAUCUGCUCAAGUGCCUGCACCGGCUGCAGAAGGGCCCCGGCUACACCUAUAAGGAGCUACUGGUGUGGUACUGUGACAACACCAAUACCCAUGGCCCCAAGCGCAUCAUCUGCGAGGGGCCCAAGAAGAAGGCCAUGUGGUUCGUGCUCACCCUGCUCUUUGCCUCCAUUGUCUUCUGGCAGUGGGGCGUCUUCAUCAGGACCUACCUGAGCUGGGAGGUCAGCGUCUCCCUGUCCGUGGGCUUCAAGACCAUGGACUUCCCCGCCGUCACCAUCUGCAAUGCCAGCCCCUUCCAGUAUUCUAAAGUCAGGCAUUUGCUAAAGGACCUGGAUCAACUGAUGGAAGCCGUCCUGGAGAGGAUCGUGGCUUCAGAGCCAACUCGUGCUAAUGCCACCGAGGCCCUGAACUUCACCCUCUGGAACCAUACACCCCUGGUCCUUAUAGAUGAGCGGAACCCCCACCACCCGGUGGUCCUCGACCUCUUUGCAGACCAUCACAAUGACUCGGCAAGCAGCAGCCCAGCACCAGGAAGGACCUGCAACGCCCUGGAGUGCAAAGUAGCCAUGAGGCUGUGCUGCCUCAACGGGACCGUGUGCACCUUCCGAAACUUCACCAGCGCCACUCAGGCCGUGACGGAGUGGUACACGCUGCAGGCCACCAACAUCUUCUCACAGGUGCCGGCCCAGGAGCUGGUGAAGAUGGGCUACCCAGGCGAGCAGCUGGUCCUGGCCUGCCUGUUCGGGGCCGAGCCCUGCAGCUACAGGAACUUCACGCCCCUCUUCCACCCUGAUUGCGGCAACUGCUACACCUUCAACUGGGGCAUGACGGAGAAAGCGCUCCCUUCGGCCAACCCCGGCGUCGAGUUCGGCCUGAAGCUGAUCCUGGACCUGGGCCAGGAGGACUACGUGCCCUUCCUCACGUCCACGGCGGGCGCCCGGCUGCUGCUUCACGAGCAGAGGUCGUACCCCUUCGUCAAAGAUGAGGGCAUCUAUGCCCUGCCGGGGACAGAGACAUCCAUCGGCGUGCUGGUGGACAAGCUGCAGCGGAAGGGCAAGCCUUACAGCCAGUGCACGCUCAACGGCUCCGACGUCCCCGUCCACAACCUCUACAGGGACCCCAACACGACCUACUCCAUCCAGGCCUGUAUUCGCUCAUGCUUCCAAGACCACAUGAUCCGUAACUGCAGCUGUGGCCACUAUCUGUACCCGCUGCCCCACGGGGAGAAAUACUGCAACAGCCACGACUUCCCAGACUGGGUCUACUGCUACUCAGAGCUGCGCAGGAGCCUGGGCCAGAGGGAGACCUGCAUCCGAAUGUGCAAGGAGUCCUGCAACGACACCCAGUACAAGAUGACCAUCUCCAUGGCCGACUGGCCUUCGGAGGCCUCUGAGGACUGGAUUUUCCAUGUCUUGUCUCAGGAGCGGGACCAAAGCACCAAUAUCACCUUGAGCAGGAAGGGAAUUGUGAAGCUCAACAUCUACUUCCAAGAAUUCAACUACCGUACCAUUGAGGAGUCAGCAGCUAAUAACAUCGUCUGGCUGCUCUCCAAUCUGGGUGGCCAAUUUGGCUUCUGGAUGGGGGGCUCGGUACUGUGCCUCAUCGAGUUUGCGGAGAUCGCCAUCGACUUCCUGUGGAUCACUGUCAUCAGGCUGGUGGCCUUCUUCAAGGGCCUGCGGCAGAGGCGGGCCCAGGCCCGCUACGCAGGCCCACCACCCACCGUGGCCGAGCUGGUGGAGGCUCACACCAACUUUGCCUUCCAGCCUGACACAGCCAACCAUGGCCCCAAACCCGGGGCCUACCCCGAUGAGCAGACCCUGCCCAUCCCGGGCACCCCGCCCCCCAACUAUGACUCCCUGCGUCUGCAGCCGCUGGAUGUCAUCGAGUCUGACAGUGAGGGCGAUCCCAUCUAGACCCUGCCCUGCCCACCCUGGGCAGCCCAAGGACUGUGCCCAAGGCCUCACUGCAUCAGGCCCUCUCCACGAGGCUGGGACAACAGGUGUCCAGUCCAGUCUCUCUCUGCAGAGGCCAGCAGCUCCUAGCCAGUCCCAGGCCAGGGGCCCCACAGGGUCACAGUGUUGGUACGAAUGUAGGGGCCGUGUACUCAGUUGGUUUCUGCCCACCCCCAACCGGCCAGGCUUAAGCCAGGCUGCAGACCUGAGAACACCCUCCCCUGGGGGCAGGCCACUUCCCUCCUGGCCAGUCACCAUCUCUCCAGGGGUGAGCAGUCGCACACCACUGCAGGUCCCCAGCAUCCGGGCCUUCUCCCCGCCUUGGCUAGCUUCCGUGGAUGGGACUGAUGAGGGCAGUGGUCAUGCAGAGCAGGAAGAGCCGG
Molecule: messenger RNA, 2859 nt
Organism: Molossus molossus (Pallas's mastiff bat)
Lineage: Eukaryota; Metazoa; Chordata; Mammalia; Chiroptera; Molossidae
Gene: SCNN1B
Product: sodium channel epithelial 1 subunit beta
Exons: 15
Coding region: 512-2437 (641 amino acids)
Biological process (GO): sodium ion transmembrane transport
Cellular component (GO): membrane
Molecular function (GO): ligand-gated sodium channel activity
Source: RefSeq, a predicted model, not a curated record